This is a messenger RNA of Penicillium arizonense, 3798 nucleotides long. Its product is annotated as putative cation chloride cotransporter. Gene Ontology annotation, cellular component: membrane. Gene Ontology annotation, biological process: chloride ion homeostasis; cell volume homeostasis; potassium ion import across plasma membrane. The coding region runs from base 1 to 3798 and encodes 1265 amino acids. The transcript is spliced from 4 exons. Lineage: Eukaryota; Fungi; Ascomycota; Eurotiomycetes; Eurotiales; Aspergillaceae. Gene Ontology annotation, molecular function: potassium:chloride symporter activity. The record is from RefSeq and is a predicted model, not a curated record.
AUGACGCCUGAACGAGGCGGAUAUUCCUCCGACUCCUUGUCUCGACGAAGACCCAACUUCUCGACUCGAACUGCCGAAGAAGAUGUCUCACGUCUCGCCCCAGGCGAUUCAACCCAGGCUCUCUCAGAUGAACGCACUCGACUAUUACCAUGGCCACCGACCAGAUGGGCCCGUCCAUAUGAGCCAGUGAACUCGUCAGAACCCGCGGAGGACCAACGCCAUUCAUCACCCACCGACUAUUUCAGAGGGAUUUCUCAAUGGUGGCAUAAUAGGGGAGAACAUGAUCAUAAUUCAAAUAAUGGAGAGAAUGUUUCACCACAUGUGUUGUCUACAGGCCCUCUUCGCGAUUCCAGCGUUGAUAAGAAGGACAAGGGGCAUCGGUCUCGAGCGGUGGAUGAACCCAAGAAGCUUGGGACCUUCUCCGGUGUAUUUGUUCCGACGACUCUGAAUGUGCUGAGCAUUCUUAUGUUCCUUCGAUUCGGGUUCAUUCUAGGGCAAGCUGGUGUACUGGGUAUCUUAGGCCUGCUACUUGUCUCUUACACAAUCAACCUUGUGACAACAAUGUCUCUGUCUGCAAUUGCGACAAAUGGAACAGUCCGAGGAGGUGGUGCAUACUACUUGAUCUCUCGAUCCCUGGGACCUGAGUUCGGUGGCUCAAUCGGCAUUGUAUUCUAUCUGGGCUACGUCUUCAACACUGGAAUGAACGCCGUUGGUCUAGUGGACUGUUUUACCCAGAACUUUGGCACAGAGUCCGGUGAUUGGGCCAACUUCCUCGAGGAAGGAUUCUGGUGGCAGUACCUCUGGGGUACUGUUAUCCUGGUCUUUUGCACAGGUAUCUGCUUGGCGGGAAGCUCCAUUUUUGCCAGGGCAAGUAAUGGGCUUCUUAUCAUACUACUUGUGGCCACCUUCAGCAUUCCACUUUCUGCACUAUUCGUGAAGCCUUUCUCUCUUCCUCAUCAGGGCGUUGAGUUCACGGGACUUCGCUUGAAGACUUUGAUGGGGAACCUUAAGCCUCACCUCACCAAAGGGGCUGCGGGAAGUCAGCUGAAAGGACGUGAGAAUUUCCAAGAUCUCUUUGGUAUUCUCUUCCCUGCCACAGGAGGUAUUUUCGCUGGUGCAAGCAUGUCUGGUGACUUGAAGAACCCAAGCAAAGCUAUCCCCAAGGGUACACUUUCCGGACUAGCGUUGACCUUUGUCACCUAUGGGCUUGUCAUUCUUGCAAUGGCAGCGUCUGUUACUCGAGAGUCAUUCUAUAACAACGUCAAUGUAAUUCAAAUUGUCAAUUCCUCCGACGUGGUCAUCCUUCUUGGAGAAUUCGCAACCAGUUUCUUCUCCGCCUUGAUGGGCGUUAUCGGAUCUGCGAAACUCCUUCAGGCUAUCGCAAGAGAUAGCCUCUUACCUGGAAUUGGCAUAUUUGGCCAGGGAACUCGCAAAAAUGACGAGCCAGUCUAUGCAAUCAUCGUGACUUUUGUGUUCGCUCAAGUCACAAUGCUCUUCGACAUUAACCGCAUCGCGUCUUUUAUUACGAUGACGUAUUUGAUGACAUUCCUCGUGAUGAAUCUUGCUUGCUUUUUGUUGAAAAUUGGCUCAGCGCCCAAUUUCCGUCCCUCAUUCCAUUACUUCAAUUGGCAGACCGCAGCGGCUGGAACGUUGGUCAGUGGAGUCAGCAUGUUUUUCGUGGAUGGACUCUAUGCCUCGGGAUGUGUUAGUAUUUUGGUCGUGCUCUUCCUGCUGAUCCACUACAGCUCGCCACCAAAGCCCUGGGGCGAUGUCAGCCAGAGCCUGAUCUAUCACCAAGUGCGCAAAUAUUUACUUCGUCUUCGCCAGGAGCAUGUCAAGUUCUGGCGUCCUCAAAUCCUGCUCUUUGUCAGCGAUCUUGACAGGCAGUACAAGAUGGUCUCUUUCUGCAACUCACUAAAGAAAGGAGCCCUAUUUGUGCUAGCUCACGUCCUUGUGACCGAUGACUUUUCGGCGGCCGUCCCUGAAGCGCGCCGCCAACAGACGGCAUGGACAAAGUUUGUCGAGUAUUCCAAAAUCAAAGCCUUUGUGAAUAUUUCUGUUUCGCCUGCAGCAGAAUGGGGAAUGCGAAAUAUCGUUUUGAACUCUGGACUGGGAGGCAUGCGCCCAAACAUUGUCGUGAUCGACCAAUUCCGACAAGAUCAAUCUCUCGUUGAAACAUUCUCAAACACUGGCAGAAGAGACUCCAAGACUAGACGUAACUCAGCUCAUGGCCUUCGAACGGAUGAGACUGAGAAUCGACCAAGCAAUCCACCCAUGAGCGGCCAAAGUUACGUCACAAUCCUUGAAGAUCUCCUGUUCAAGCUUAGGAUCAAUGUUGCUGUAGCAAAAGGAUUCGAGGAUCUUGAGAUUCCUGACCCCCACGGUCGUCACACAAAGAAGUACAUUGACCUGUGGCCGAUCCAAAUGUCAGCCGAGCUCGGGGCUGAUAACGAAAGCAAACAAAAUGUGCUCACCACUAAUUUCGACACAUACACUCUAAUUCUCCAACUGGGCUGUAUUUUGAAUACUGUUCCCUCAUGGAAAAAGACAUACAAAAUUCGAGUCGCAGUGUUCGUGGAGUAUGAAACGGACGUCGAGGAUGAAAGAGGACGAGUUGAGGCUCUUCUUGACAAACUACGGAUCGAAGCUGAAGUCUUGGUCUUCUGGCUUGCCUGCGGUGACCUCAAGGCUUAUCGGAUUAUUGUGAACGGCGAUACUUCAUCAGUCACAGCCGACUCUCAAGAAAAGGUCCGGUCCACUUUGCAAGAGGAGGAAUGGUGGCAAGGAGUCUUACGAGCUCGCGCUCAAGACCGGGGUCAGGAUUCGGACACAGCAAGUGACAGCCUGCAUCUGGACAAGGCCUACAGCUGGCAAGGUCCAUCGAGCCAAGACAGUGGAGCCAAGAAUUUGCGCCAGCGAGCGACUGGCCUGAGACGAUUGAUCCAGUCCACUCGCCGCAGACGGUCUAUAUCUAGCUUCCGAGCUCUAGGAGGAGUGAACCUUGGCAUGCAAACACAUCGAUUGUUGGAUUCGUUCGUCGACUACGAUAGUUCUGACGGCUCGAGCUCGAGCGAGGACAGUGACAUGGAAGGUUACACCAGCGAACCCGAGGUUGAUGAUCGGGAUACAGCCACUCCUCAGGGCGGAUCUGGCUCCUCGCGACUGCUUCGCCGGUCCAAGACUGAUGACUAUAGUCCUGGUCCAGUUUCUCCCAACACACAGACUCCUAGCUCUCGCGUCGAAGAAACAUCGGCCAGCCAACAGAUCCCAUCCAUCAUCGAACCGGGGGAUGAUGCCUCCCCCAAGAGUAAAACCCCCGUUCGACGACCUCCCAUGAGCCGCUCUGCAUCUAGCAAUCGGUUCAGCUCCUCUCCCAUCCCGGAGGCAAAGGUUAACAUUGAAGCCGAAGAGGAGAAUGGCCCCUCCAUUAUGUUCGCCGCUCAAAAUUCCCCUCCAAGAUUCAAUAAACUGGACUCCAUCUAUGCCCGGCGACCAUCUGUUACCCCACCCAACAUCCGCCACAACAAUGCAUCUGGAUACCCCAGCAUGGCCUCGGUUCCAUUAUCCUUUAACGAUCUACCCAGCCGAGCACAACAUUUGAUUCUAAAUGAGUUGAUGCUCCAGCAUAGCGGUGACACGGCUGUUAUUUUCACGACCCUGCCGUCUCCCGUGGAAGGCACCUCGCUUAGCGAAGAGGACAGUGCGUCCUACUUGAGUGACCUGGAGGUGCUGUGGCAAGACUUGCCCCCCUGUCUCCUGGUCCACAGCAACAGCAUGACCGUGACGAUGAACCUGUGA